AUGGCCCAAUCUUCGCAAUGCUACCUCCCGCGCUUCGCCACCGCGGUCGAUGGCCCUAAACGCCCGGUUUCGAUGAAGAUCAAACCGACUCCUUCGCAACACGCGCAGUUAUUAACCGCAUGGCACGAAGGACGCCUGAACUCGGUAUUGCAGACCACAUGGGCCUUGGUUUUGCAUUACUACCUCCGAACCGAAGACAUUUGUUUUGGCUAUCAACACAUCGACGGCGACUGUGCCCCCACUCACGACCAUGUACAGAACUCGAGCUCCGACAUUGCCGCUUUACGACUAUCUAUCGAAGAAUCCGACACCAUCCAGGCUAUUGUAGAUAAAGUGUGGAAGAACAAUGGGUCGAGUCCACAGCCCAGUGGGCGCGGCGGCGCGGCGGAUGCUCCCGAUGCCUACCAGUCUUUCAACACCAUCUUGAUGCUGCGUACAUACCGAAAGGCGUCUGAUACCCCAUCAUCACCCUCAAAGCCCUUUUUGGCAGCUGCCCUACCGGACCAGUGUCAAGUUCGCGUCCAUGUCAAGGUGCUGCGCCGCGACAUUAACAUAUUCUUGGAAUGGCGUAAUGGAGACAUGUCUGGAGAACAGAUGAAGAGCGUCGCCAGCAUCUUGGACCGUAUGCUCGCCCGAGUGCUUUCCACCGAGAACGUCGCUAUUAGCCAGCUUAAUUUGUUCUCGGAGAAUGACUGGGCGCGCAUUCAGAAAUGGAACUCCCACAGCCCCAAGCUAUAUGACCGGUGCAUUCACGAAGCAAUUGAGGAGCAGGCUCGUAGCGGCGAAGAUCGCGAAGCUGUUUGCGCCUGGGACGGAAGAUUAUCAUAUGGCGAGCUGGACCGGUUGGCGUCGAAGGUCGCCUGUCAUCUUCGCAUGCAGGGUGUCGGCCCUGAAGUGCGCGUGGCGCUUUGCUUUGACAAAUCAAAAUGGAACAUCGUUGCAAUGCUUGGCGUCAUGAAGGCGGGAGGCGCGUUUGUGCCAAUGGACCCGACACACCCCACCUCGCGCCUGCAACGCCUGAUCGAGUCCGUCAAGGCGCCCGUGGUUCUAUGCUCUCAGGCUCGCACGGAGACGCUGAGGUCGAUCGCGAGCACCGUGAUUCCCUUGUGCGAGGAGACACUAGCCGGCUUACCUGAUCCCGCUGAGAGCGUGGACCUUGCAUCGGGUGUGACCAGCCAGAAUGCCGCAUAUGUUCUAUUUACCUCCGGGUCGACCGGCGAGCCCAAGGGUACCUUACUGGAGCAUCGGGCGUUCCUGUCCAGCGCCAUGGCCCAUGGCCCUGCCCUGGGGUUGUUUCGCGGAACUCGCGCGCUGCAGUUUGCAGCUCACACAUUUGACGCCAGCUUGGCAGAGUCAUUAACGCCGCUUAUUCAUGGAGGUUGUGUCUGCAUUCCUAGUGAUGGGGAUCGUCUCAACGACAUUGUCGGAGUAAUCAAUAGUAUGGCGGUAACGCAGGCCUGCUUCACGCCGUCCUUCAUUGGGUUUGUCGAUAUUGAUAGUGUCCCCAACUUGAAGACUGUUAUUUUGGCUGGAGAAGCAAUGUCGCAGUCACAACUGGCGACUUGGUCUAAAAUUCAACUGGUUAAUGGAUACGGCCCUACCGAGGCCAGUGUCGCGUCGGUGAUCAACACCGGUGUCACACCAGACACCGAUUGUAAGGAUAUUGGUCUCCCGGUUGGCGUCAGAGUCUGGGUAGUCAAUCCGGAAAACCACGAUGAGCUCGUGCCCGUGGGUUGCCCAGGUGAACUACUUCUUGAAGGCCCGACGCUCGCCCGGUGCUAUGUCAACAACCCAGAGAAGACGAACGAGUCAUUUAUCUACGACCCGCUCUGGACAAAGCUUGACCCUGCAGGGGGGAUGAAUCGCAGAUUUUACAAGACCGGGGAUUUGGUGAGGUACAACUCCGACACAGGAUCGCUCAAUUACAUUGGUCGGAAGGAUACGCAAGUGAAGGUCCACGGCCAGCGUAUCGAGCUUGGUGAAAUUGAGAAUCAAUUGGGUAGCGACCCUGAUGUUACGCACUGUUCGGUGUUGUUCCCGAAGUCAGGGUUCUCGAAGGGAAGGUUGGCCGUCGUGCUUUCCUGCGCAGGACUCCUGGGUCAACAAUCAGAUGCAGACCCGCAGCCACUCCGUCUUGUGUCUUCCUCUGUGAAAGCGAGAUUCAUCCCUGGCAUUCGAGAGCGCCUCGCUGGCAAGCUCCCAACCUACAUGGUACCGGCAGUUUGGUUAUGCGUAGAAUCAUUACCUCUUAUGCCUUCUGGGAAGCUUGACCGGAAAGGAAUCGCCUUGUGGGUUUUGAAUAUGGAAGCCGAUCCAGACAUCUCAUUGGCUGGGGCACAGGUAGGUGCAAACGCUCAAAUGCCUCAGCCUGCAAAUGAGACGGAAGAAGCUCUGGUAGCUGUUUACAGCCGUGUUCUCAACAUCCCCCAAACGCACGUUAGCUUGGAAGAGAGCUUCUUGAGCUUGGGUGGUGAUUCAAUUGCUGCGAUGACUUGUAUUGGCCUGUGCAAGAAGCAAGGAAUCGCGCUUUCAGUUCAAGAUGUGCUUCGGAGCAAAUCGAUCCGUGACUUAGCUACUCGCGCUAAAGCGAUCGAUCAUCAGACCUCAUACCAGGAAGCCGUGAACGAGCCAUUUGGUCUUUCCCCAAUUCAAGUGCUGCACUUCGGCUUGCGUAAAGAAGGGCAGGGACACUUUAAUCAAGGGAUUCUGACCAGACUGAGCAAGCCGAUCGAUGAGGCUUCAAUGAACAAGGCCAUCGAAACCCUUGUGUCUCGGCACUCUAUGCUGCGCGCGCGAUUUGACCACGCUGGAAAUGCGACAGCAUCUGCGCAACGCAUUACGAAUGAUAUCAAGGGGUCUUACAGGUGGGGCUUUCACACUGUGGGCGACAUGGAUGAGACAAAGAAACACAUCGGAAUCAGCCAGUCGUCGAUCAAUUGCUUUUCGGGUCCAUUGCUUGCAGUUGACUACUUCCGUUUCCACGACAAGACCCAGCCCCAUGUGUUGUCAAUGACAGCGCAUCAUUUGGUGGUUGAUAUCGUGUCAUGGAAAAUUAUCCUUGAAGACUUGGAAGAAUUCAUCGCCAAUCCGGAUAAGUCAGACUUCGAAAGCGCCUCACUACCAUUUCAAACCUGGUGCCGCCUCCAGAGCGAACACUGCGAGAAUCUGGCUUUGGAGGAGAGGACUCCGAAGACGUCCCUUCCACCAAUUGAAUUCUCUUACUGGGGCCUGAACAACAACGAAACCACUUACGGUGAUGUUGACUGUGCGACUUUCGAGAUCAAUUCUGCUCACUCCGAUUCGAUUCUUCUUCAAUGCCACAAGGCACUUGAUACUGAGCCAAUCGACCUUUUCCUUGCGUCUAUGCUACAUUCCUUCGGAAAUUCUUUCACGGAUCGACCUCUGCCAGUCAUCUACAAUGAGGGCCACGGACGAGAGGUAUGGGAUCCUUCUAUUGACAUAUCGCACACCGUCGGGUGGUUCACCAUCUUGCACCCAAUCCUUGUGAACAAUUUCAAGCCACAAGAUCCUCUGGAUACGUUGAUCAAGGUCAAGGAUUUGCGCCGCCAAGUGUCUGAUAAUGGACGUGCUGAUUUUGCGAGUCGGGUUUUACAAGUUGGUGAUUUGAAAGACACCAUCCACCCACACCCAUUCGAAAUUUCAUUCAACUACGUCGGUCAGCACCGUGAUCUACAAAGGCACGAUGGUCUGUUCCAGCUGGUCGAUCAAAUGGCCGGUGAGACUGGCCAGGGUAGCGAAGCUGCUGACUUUGGUCGUGACACGCCGCGUUUUGGUCUAUUCGAGAUCUCCGCCAUGGUGGUUGCUGGCAAGAUUAGGUUCACCUUUUCCUUCAACAAGUUCAUGCAGCACCAAGAUCGCAUUCACACUUGGGUCUCUAACUGUCACGCGCAGCUCAUCAGACUCUCAGAGCAACUGACAACGAUGGCUCCUCGCUUUACCUUGAGUUCCUUCCCAAUGCUAUCCUUGGAGUACGAUAGCAUGGAGAGAAUGCUUCACCAGAAGCUACCCGCCCUUGGUAUCAAAUCACCAGAUCUUGUCGAAGACAUCUUUCCGUGCUCGCGCAUGCAACAGGGUAUCUUACUAGGCCAGACGAAAGAUGCCUCCUACUAUGCUGUGCAUGAUACAUUUGAGGUGCGUGGGACUGGCGCAACAGCCCCGAACCUGGAUCGACUCAUGGGGGCCUGGAAACAGGUUGUGGCGCACCACGCUAUGUUCCGUACCAUCUUUGUUGAAAAUCUGACCCCUCGCGAUCCAUUCUGUCAGAUCGUGCUCAAGGAGUACGAAGCAUCGCCGGUGUUGCUUCAUUCCUCAGGAGACAGCGAUGUCUUGGCUACUUUCGACGCACAAGAGCCCAAGAACUACCGUGAAAUUGGCCCAGCAUAUAGGUUCAGCAUUUGUCAGACAUCUACCAACCGGCUAUUCUGCCGCUUGGAGCUCAGCCACGCUGCAAUGGAUGGAAAUUCUAUCUCCAUUAUUCUCCGUGAUCUGCAGCUCGCAUAUGUUGGUCGUCUGGAGGAAAGCCGCAGACCUCUGUUCAAGGACUACAUUCAAUUCCUCCAGAGUGCGCCUCAGAAGGCCAGCAUGAAGUACUGGAACUCGUACUUGGAAGAUGCAAAGCCCUGCUUGUUCCCUGUUUUAACAGAUGGAGAGGAAGUUGUGGAGAAGAGCUUGCGAUCUCUCCCUGUCAACUUUAAUUCCCUGCCAGAGUUGCAGAAGGCGUGUGAGAAGAAGGGAAUCACAUUGUCAAAUGUGUUCAAUGCAGCAUGGGGCUUGACACUGCGGCUUUUCUGUGGAUCUGACGAUGUAAGCUUUAGCUACAUGGCGUCACUGCGUGAUGUUCCUGCCGAUGGCGUUCAAUCGGUCCUUGGGCCUGUCAUUAACUUGAUGGUUUGCCGGAUGAGGAUGACUGGACAAUGGGUUCUUUCGGACGUGUUGAAGGAGAUUCAGGAUGAUUACAUGGAGAGCCUUCCCUAUAGACACACUUCCCUCAUCGACAUUCAACAUGCGCUCAAGCUUUCCGAUACAAACCUUUUCAACACGGGUGUAUCAUACCGCCGCCUCCCUGGCGCGAAGGAUGGAGUGAGCAGUGAUAUCGAAUGUGUCGAAGUUGGCUCCAUCCACGAUCCGGCCGAAUUCCCUGUCUUCAUCAACAUUGAGGCUAUGGACUCCAGAGCUCGUAUUGACCUCAAUUACUGGACUACCCAUCUUUCCGACGCCCAAGCUGCUAAUGUUGCCAAUACCUAUGUCGAGUGUCUCCAUAACAUAAUGACACAGAUGGAUUGUCAGCUGCGUGAGAUUGAAACAAUAUGCGAGGAAAACAAGAGCUUGAUUUCAGCGUGGAAUCGUCAAGUCCCACAGCGCAUUACCAAAUGUGUUCAACAAGUUGUGCAACAGGUUUGCAGCGACAACCCCGAUGCUCUGGCCAUAGUAUCCGAGGAUACACGCUUGACUUACUCCAAGCUCGACCAAUAUUCCUCUCGCCUCGCGAGUUACCUUGUUACAUUUGGAGUUGGUCCGGGUACUCUUAUCCCAACUUCCUUCGAGAACUCCAUUUGGAACAUUGUUUCCAUUCUGGCGGUAAUGAAGGCUGGCGGAGGCUGUAUUCCUGUCGACAACAGCGCUACAAUGGAGCUUGUCCAAAAAUGGGCCGUUGAAAAUGCCGUGCAAGUUGCUUUGGCAUCACCUGAAAAGGCCCAGCUCCUUGAAGAUACCAUCCCCUAUGUCAUCCCAGUUACCGAGUCACUUCUGGAGUACCUCAAUGAUGAACCCCUCUCGUCGUCCGCUUCACCUACCGAUCCUGCAUAUGUGGUUUUCACAGCUGGGACGUCACAGCGGGCUCGUGGCGUUGUGCUAGAUCACUCUACUCUCUUCACACGAUCAGCAGGCUUUGCUACAUCCCUUGGGAUUUCUGACUCAUCUAAGGUGAUGCAGCUUGGGUCUUCCACUAGCGACAUCUUCCUGCUAGAGACAUUUGGUACUCUCAUGCAUGCAGGCUCUGUGUGUGUGCCCCAAACGGUAUCGCCCAGUCGUGUGGUAUCCUCGAUCAACCUCCUGAAUGCCAACAUUGCUUGCUUCACGCCAUCUGUGGCCCAGUUCAUCGACCCAAAUGAUGUUCUAGGAUUGAAAACCGUGGCUAUUUAUGGGGAAGGAAUCGAAGCCGGAUGCCUCGCCAAGUGGGAAAUGGACGGCAAGUCACUCCAUGCAUUCUAUGGAACUGCAGAGUCAUCCUCGGUUUCUUUCCGCGCCAGCUCUGCGCGGCAGAUCCGCCAAUUCAGCAUUGGGACUCCUGUGUCCUGUGUGGCUUGGGUUGUUGACCCCUGCAACCACAAUUCAUUGGUUCCUAUUGGCGCUGUUGGUGAAUUGGUUCUCGAGGGGCCGCUCGUCGCAUCGGCCUAUCUGGGUCAGGAAAACCUUAGCGAUGAACAUUUCUUCCAGAGGCCCUCUUGGCUGACGGCCAUGUCGGACAGCUCGAUUGACUCGCAUCAGUCGCGCCUCUUCUUUAAGACAGGAGACCUUGUUCGAUACAACUCAGAUGGGUCUGUUGUCUUUGUAGACCGCAUUGAUGAGACCGUUGGGUCAUUCAGCCAAUCGGACAGCCUAAGCGUCGCCCAUCACAUUAAUGCUCACUUGGGCCAAAACUAUCACUCCAUUGUGCACUCCAUCCAAUUUCCUGGUACGACAGGCAAGACUAUUGCUGCAUUCUUGUGCCCUGGUGAUAGAUCCAUAUCUACAGAUUCUGAGCCAGUGAUUCUGAAAUCGGGAGGUCAACUGAACAAUGUUGUCCCCGCAUUGCACACAUAUUUAGGGACCGUCAUGGUUGCCAGCAAGGUUCCGAGCUUCUACAUUCCCAUUUCCUCUCUCCCCCUAAACUCUUUCGGUAAGACUAACUACAGGAGCCUCAUCUCCGAGGUUCAAAGCCUCGCUCCAGAUGCGUUGGAAUCAUUCGACAUCAAACACUGGGUCGGAUCGAAAACCUCGAAGCGGUCUUCUGGCCAAUCUCUGUCCCACAACAGUAUUUCCUUUUGGAAGGAGUAUUUGGGUGACAUCGAGCCAUGUAGCUUCCCUGCCUUGUCGCUCGAGCCAAAGGAUAAACGUCGCUCGUCGCGGACCCUGAACAAGCAAACGCAGCAGCUGCACGCUUUCAGCAGGAUGGCAAGAGUGCCUGUUGAGAUCCUCUUUCAAGUGGCCUGGGGUUUGGUCCUGCGAUGCUACACUGGCAAUGACGAUGUCUGUUUUGGAUAUUCUACCGCUGAAACCGAUGACCUGGCCUCCGUUUCCAUCUUCCGGGCUUUGUUGAACAACGAUCGGAAAAUGGACGAGGUUCUUCAGCAAUGCAAAUGCGACCUUGAGAAAGGCACUGAGCAUUUUGCGCCACAAACUACAGUCAAGCAUCACCUUGGCUUAGAUGAUACGGAGAUCUUUAACACCGUCCUCACCUUCCGCAAAUCAUCUUCUCUGCCCCAGCGAAGAAGCCGUGAUGCGUGUUUCUCGAAGACAUACGGAAUCGCACUCACAGCCCAAGUCUCUUCUUCGGUCGCGGAGAUUCUGUUUAGCUACUCGACUGAUCUUCUUACUUCCACGCAAGUUUCCCAUAUCUCCUUCCCCAGCGAUCAUGCCGCCAGCUACGUGACUGGAAUGCUUCUAUGCCCCCCUCGGUUUGAGAAAUGCGCCGAUGAGCUCAUUCAACAACAAGCAUUGCUUCACCCAAGAGCAGAGGCCAUUUGCUCUUGGGACAAGAACUUCACGUACGGUCAGCUCGAAAUUGUUUCAAGCCGACUCGCUCGCUACCUUACGUCACUUGGCGUCAAGCCGGAAGUGUUCGUUGUCCUCUGUUUUGAAAAGUCUGCCUGGGCGAUCGUCGCGCAAUUGGCUGUCCUGAAGGCUGGCGGUGCAUUUGUUUCGAUCGAUCCUUCUCAUCCUGAUUCUAGACUGAAAAUGCUGAUUGAUGAAAUUGGUACUGAGCUGGUCUUGUGCUCAUCUUCUCUCAACAUCAAGAUGGCCAAACUUUGCAAAAAGGCUUUCUCUGUGUGCCAAACUAGCAUCUCCCAGCUCCCUGAUUCCCCUCUGGCAUUGCCUGGGAACCGUCCAAGCUAUGAAAAUGCUGCAUAUGCUAUUUUCACCUCAGGUACUACUGGCAAGCCCAAGGCGACCGUCGUCGAGCACGUUGCCCUCAGUACAACUGCCGUGGCCAUGACUGAUGCCUUGCACAUGAAUUCUGGCACUCGUGCAUUACAAUUCUCGAACUACACCUUCGAUGUCAGUGUUCUGGAGAUUAUGAUGACAUUGAUGAAUGGAGGUUGUGUCUGUGUUCCCAGUGAAGAAGAGAGAAUGAACAAUCUUGUAGGCGCCAUCCGCCGAAUGGAAGCAAACUACAUGUCAGCUCCUCCCGCAAUUGUCAACACUCUCGAACCUAAGACUGUUCCGACUCUGAAGACCAUUAUUACUGGUGGUGAGAAGAUGCCGGCAAACCAUAUCGAUCGUUGGCACGAUCGCUUCGUCAUUAAUGCUUAUGGGCCAUCGGAGGCGACUGUUGUUGCUACUGUCGGCGUUAAGGUCGACUGGGAUGGCAACCGGGUCAAUGAUGACCCCACAUCCAUUGGGGUCGCAGCGAACUGCAGAGUCUGGAUUGUUGAUCCUAAUGACUACAACCGCCUUCUUCCCGUGGGGGCUGUGGGAGAAAUGGUACUCGAGGGAAGCAACAUUGCCCGGGGAUACCUUGGAAAUCCCGAGAAGACCAAGGCUGCAUUUGUCGAGGACCCUGCUUGGAGCCACCAUCCUGGGCUCCACGGAAUUUUCAAGAGGGACGAGCGGAUGUACCGCACUGGCGAUCUUGUUCGGUACAACAGUGAUGGCACUCUGGCGUUCAUUUCUCGCAAAGAUACGCAGAUCAAAUUCAAUGGUCAGCGCAUCGAACUUGAGGAGAUUGAACACCAGUGCCUUCGAUGCCUCCCUGAAGAUUCUCAGGUGGCAGUUGAUGUCGUUGUCCCUCAAGAAAAGACUGUGGCUAAGGGUCUCGCAGUGUUCUUCACUGUUCAUGACGGGCAUUUAGAGCAAGGUGGCACCAAUGAUCAAUUCGCGCCUGCGGUUCCUGGUGCUGAUCCUCUUUUGAUGCCCAUUUCUGUCGCCAACAUGGAUGCAGUCGUCCGUCUGAAGUCUUCUUUGCCCGAUUACUUGCCGCAAAGCAUGAUGCCUCGUUUGUUCUUUCCGUUGCAUAAUCUACCUUUCACAUCAUCCGGCAAAAUUGAUCGUAGGCGCCUUCGUGCUAUGGUUCAAACUCUAUCGAAGGAAACCCUGAAGUCUUACAUCACCUUCAAUAAUGCCGAAAGAUCAGGGGAAGUUUCAGAUGAUGGUAUCGAAGCACAGCUCCGGGCCCUCUGGGAGAAAACCCUCGACCUAGACGCUGGCUCCGUCACGAACGAGGACAGUUUCUUUGGCCUUGGAGGUGAUUCAUUCUCUGCCAUGAAUCUUGUUGGGGCUGCAGAAGCUCAAGGAAUUUCUCUUACUGUUGCAGCCAUUUUCAAAACCCCAGUUCUCGCUGACAUGGCGAAGACUCUCUCCGCCUCUGUUUCACCGGGGCCAAAGAAGACUAGGACUGAGCCAUUUUCACUCUUACCUUCUGGGAUUGACUUCGAAGCUCUGCUGGACGAGGUUAGCGAGAGCUGUGAGGUUACCAAGAGUGCUAUCGUUGAUGUGUACCCAUGCAGCCCUGUUCAAGAAGGUCUCUUAACAUUGUCUAUGAAGCAAAAUGGUGCUUAUGUGGCUCAGCCGGCGUUCCGUCUCGCUGAUGGAGCUGAUCUUAAUCAGUUCAAGGCUGCUUGGGAACAAACGGUUGCUGACCUGGAAAUUCUCAGGACUCGUCUGAUCCAUACCGAAGCAAUGAAUUUUGCCCAGGCUGUGCUCAAGCAUGAGCCCAUUUCCUGGGUCCAUGCAGAGUCAUUCGCCCAACUUCCUUCGGACUUCAUUGAGCUACCAAAGUGCAACGGUGGCGCCAUGACAGGAUACGCGAUCGUUCAACCGCGCGACUCAUCUAUACGUUAUUUCGUCUGGUCUGUUCACCAUGCGUUGUACGAUGGAUGGAGUAUCCCUCUUGUCUACCGCAGGUUGGAAGAAAACUAUAACGCUUCUCAAACAAAACAGUCUGCCACGCCAUAUGGUCUGUUCAUUGAAUACCUUACGAAGAGAAACAUGGAGGAGUCCGAUGCUUUCUGGAAGACUUACUUGGCCGGCAUCUCAAGCCCUGCGUUCCCACACAAUAAGAAUGCUGUUCCGGAUGCCAUCCGUGCUGGUAACACUCAGUAUCACAGCCUCGAGUUCUCUCGUCAUUCGAGCUGUGUGGACUUCACACUCCCUGUUUUACUCCGCGCCGCUUGGGCAAUCGUCAUUGCCACCCACACUGCUUCCGGAGACGUUUGCUUUGGGGAGACGCUUUCUGGACGCAACAUUGACUUGCCUGGAGUCGGAGAUAUUGCUGGACCCGUCUUAACGACCAUGCCCACACGUGUGCUUGUCGAGAAUGAUAUGCCCAUUGUCAAGCUUUUGGAUAGAAUUCAUGAAUCUACCACUGACAUGAUCCCCCAUCUCCAUUCUGGACUCCAACGCAUUCGGCAACUCAACGAUGACACCGCCGCUGGCUGCAAUUUCCAGAAUCUCCUCGUCAUUCAGCCGACCGAAAGUCAAUUGGAUGAAUCCAUUUGGAUUGAUGAGAAGCGUGAGACAAGUGAGGCUUUCUUCACCCACCCUCUUGUCGUCGAAUGUGGAAUCUCCAAGUCCAAGAUUUCCGUGAUCGCUCACCACGACGAACUCGUCAUUGAUGCUUGGAAAGCCAAGCGGCUUGUCGAGCAAUUCUGCCAUGUCUUGAAUCAACUUGUUAUGACUCCCAAGAGCAGUGUUGAGAAAGUCUCCACUAUCGAGACAAUCAGCCCAGAGGACAAAGCGGUCAUCGCUGACUGGAACAAGCGUGAGCCCCUCACCGUUGAGCGCUGUGUCCAGGAUUUCAUUCAUGAAAAGGUUCUUCAAACGCCAAAUUCCCUUGCAGUAUGCGCCUGGGACGGCGAACUCUCCUACCAAGAGUUCUGGUACCUUGCUUCCUCUUUCGCCAAUUAUCUUGUUUCUCGUGGUGUUGGACCUGAGGUAUUCGUCCCUGUUUGCCUGGACAAGUCAGCAUGGGCUAUGGUAACACUUAUCAGUGUUCUCAUUGCUGGUGGUGCCUAUGUUCCUCUCGAUCCUCACCACCCCGUUUCACGCCACGAGGAGAUUUUGGGAGAGGUUGGGGCCAGCAUGAUUCUCUGUACACCCGCCUACACGAACCGCUACAGCAAGCUAGUCAAGACCGUCAUCCCAAUUAGCAAAGAGACAUUGAAAGCUUAUGGGUCACUUCACUCCUCCGUCAAGAGCCAAUCGCGUGUUACCCCAUCCAAUAUGGCAUAUGCGUUGUUCACGUCUGGUAGCACAGGUCGUGCCAAAGGCAUUAUUGUCGAGCACAGAAAUGCUGUCAGUAGCAUUAUGGCUUUUGCUCCCAUGACCUUGAUGGACGCGACUUCCCGUGUGUUUCAGUUCGCCUCCCUGACAUUCGACGCUGCUAUCAUGGAGACGCUUGCUAUCCUCAUGCGCGGUGGCACAAUUUGUGUUCCCAGCGAGGACGAGAGGCUGAACGAUGUGGCAGGUGCCAUCCGUCGUAUGAGUGUCAACUGGGCUUUCCUGACUCCCUCAAUCGCUAGCAUCAUUGAGCCGUCGACCGUCCCUUCCAUGAAAUUGCUUAUCGUUGGUGGCGAAAAGUGUUCACAAGAGGUCAUCACAAAGUGGGCCAAUUCUGUAAAGCUUAUGAACGGAUAUGGGCCUACUGAAACCGUAGUCUUUGCUACUGUUGACACCGAUGUCGCUUCUCACCGGGAUCCGUCGCGAAUCGGAUAUGGUAUUCCCAGUACAUUAACAUGGAUUGUCGACGUCGAUGAUCAUCAUCGGCUCGCACCACUGGGCACAGUCGGCGAACUUGCGUUGGAGGGAACUCCACUCGCGCGGGAGUACCUAAAGAACCCAGAGAAGAAUGCCGAGGCCUUUGUUCAAGACCCCGCAUGGAUCAAGGAUUUCAAAUCAUCCCUGCCUUCGCCACGCCGAAUCUACAAGACUGGUGACCUCUGCUACUACAAUCCUGAUGGAUCUAUCGCCUACAUCAACCGUAAGGAUAACCAGGUUAAACUUCAUGGCCAGCGCAUGGAGCUCGGCGAGAUCGAGCAUCGUAUUCAUGAGAAUCCACUUGUCCGUCAUGGCGUUGUGAUCCUGCCCAAGACUGGGCCGCUUAAGCAGCGAUUGGUGACAGUUAUGUCUCUCAAUAAAAUCCCGGCGGACAACAAGCUGAUCUCUGACAAGGCUUGUGAGCUCAUCGAUGAGGCUCAAUUUGAACAGAUUGGUCUUCAAGAUCUUAUUCAAGUGCAAAAAGCAAUUGAGGCUCAGCUCCCUGUCUACAUGGUUCCUCAAACAUGGGCCUUGAUCAAAAAGCUCCCCAUGCUUGUUUCUGGUAAAUUGGACCGGAAGAAGAUCUCCGCGUGGAUUGAGAACAUUGAUGAUGAGUCCUAUGAGCGCAUCAUGCAGGACUUUGAUCAGAUGAAACGAGGGCCUACCGCGAAAGUAAAGGAACCAGAGCAGGAUGGAUCCCUGAAGGUUCUGCGGGAAAUAUUCUCCCAAGUUCUGAACAUCUCUAUCCAGAAGGUCAACAUUGACCGAUCUUUCGUCAGCCUGGGCGGCGACAGCAUUACAGGCAUGGCGGUGAUUUCCCGGGCUCGUAGGCAGGGUAUCCGUUUGACUCUUAACGCCAUUCUCCAGAGUGGAAGUAUCAAAGAACUUGCGCAAUCUGUCAAGCUCAAUGCUCCUGUCACUACUCGCUGUGAAGAGAAAUCUGGAGAGGGCUUCGCUCUCUCCCCUGUUCAGAAGCUCUACAUGGAUUCGAGCAGUUCCUUUAAGGGAGACUCCCGGUUCAACCAAAGCAUUACUGUGAGAAUCUCGCGCAGGGUUGAGCCCGAGGUGCUUCGCCGGGCCAUGAAGACGGUCACCAGUCAACACCCGAUGUUCCGUGCUCGUUUUACUAAGGCCUCCGGCGGCAUUUGGCAGCAAAAGACUGCGGUGGAAAUUGAUGAAUCGUACCGAUUCCGCGUGCACUCGGUCAAUGACACCCGGGCGAUGGUCCCCAGGAUCGCUGAGACCCAAUCCUGUCUUGACCCCCAAGAUGGUCCCAUUUUCGCAGGUGAUCUGUUCGACCUGCGCGCUGGCGGACAAGUCCUUUUCUUGGUCGCUCAUCAUUUGUGCGUUGACAUGGUGUCCUGGCGCAUUGUUUUAGCCGAUCUGGAAGAGCUUGUUGUUUCUGGCUCUUUAUCCGAUGAGAAGGCCCUAUCCUUCCAAAGCUGGUGCUCUAUGCAAGUGGAGAGAGUCAAAACGCACGAUUCAAAUCUCACUCUACCUUUCGUACCUGGGCAAUCUGACUUGAGCUACUGGGGUAUGAACGAUGUCUCCAAUCACUAUGGUGAUAUCAAGAUGGAGUCUUUCAGUCUUAGUGAAAAGUCUACGCAAUUUGUUCUAGAGGGCUGCCAUGAAGCCUUCGGCACCGACACCGUUGAUAUCUUGCUCGCUGCUAUCGCCCACUCUUUCCGGCGCGUCUUCACUGACCGGAAAAUGCCGACCAUCUACAAUGAGGGCCACGGCCGUGAGGCGUGGGACGCUAGUCUCGAUCUUUCGCGCACUGUUGGUUGGUUUACAACAAUGGCGCCCCUCUUUGUUGAUGGUGAAAAUGGCUCCUUCGUGGAUAUCAUUAAGCGCGUCAAGGAUACUCGCCGCCAAAUCGCUGACAAUGGGCGACCUUUCUUCGCCAAAAGCCUCCUCGAGGAUGAUGGGAAAGGCUUCCAAGUCCCCCUCGAGAUCUUGUUCAAUUACCUUGGUAGGCUUCAACAGCUUGAAAGACCUGAUUCUCUCUUCCAGCAUCAAGGAAGUGUUUUCGACAGUUCAGACUUCGCUAUCGCAGGUGACAUGGGUCCAGAGACCGUUCGUUUCGCCCUCUUCGAAGUGUCGGCUAUUGUUCUCAAGGAACGUCUUACUGUUGCGUUCACUUACAAUAGAAACAUGCAACGUGUCAGCCAAAUCCGCUCCUGGAUCGUGCAAUGCAAGCAUACAUUGGAGAAGGAGAUACUCGCUCUGAACAACGCAUCUCCGGAGCCAACACUUAGCGACUACCCUCUUCUGCCGCUCAACUACCACGGUCUUCAACUCCUCGCCAACAACACUUUCCGCAGACUCGGCAUCCGCAAUAAGAAUGAAGUUGAAGAUAUUUAUCCCUGUUCUCCGAUGCAGGAGGGGCUGCUCCUCAGUCAGCUUCGGGAUCCCAGUGCUUACAUGUUCCAUACCAUUUUCGAGGUCAAAGAUGCUCGCACUGGCAAAGUUGAUGCGGAAAGGCUCGCCCGUGCAUGGGAACACCUUGUGCAUCGUCAUCCAGUCCUUCGGACUGUCUUUAUUGACAGUAACUACAGCGGUGGCUCUUUUGACCAACUGAUUUUCAAGCGUGUCUCUAACAAUGUCCUGCGUGUGGAGUGCCCUGACUCCCAGGUACAAGAGAAGCUCGACGCGAUCUCCCUGCGCGACUUGAACGCUAUGCGCCAGCAGAAACUUUCCAACCAGUUAACUAUCUGCAAGACUAAUACUGGCCGGGUCAUUAUCAAACUUGAGAUCAACCACGCCAUCAUCGAUGGCGGCGGUGUUGAUGUUCUCCUCCGCGAUCUGAAUUCGGCAUAUGACCGCAAGCUACCUGAUGGACCCGGUCCGCGAUUCAGUGACUACAUCAAGUUCAUCCGAACGCAGUCCCAAGCAGAUGCAAUCGAACACUGGAAGAAUUACCUUGAGCUGAAGGGUAUUCUCAUGAAUUUCCAUCGCUUCCCUGAACUUCUCAACUUCUGCGAGUCUGCCUCUGUCACUCUCGCCAACCUCACAUUGUCUGCUUGGGCCAUCGUCCUUAAGCAAAUUACCAAGUCGGAUGAUGUCUGCUUUGGCUAUCUUUCCGCUGGACGGGAUGCCCCUGUAGACGGCAUUCAAGACAUGGUCGGAAUUUUUAUCAACAUGCUCUGCUGCCGUGUCCAAUUCACUGCUCAGCAAACUUUGGCUCAAAUCUCGAAGAAUGUAAAUGCCGAUUACAUCCGCAGCAUUCCACACCAGAGCUGCUCUCUCGCAACAAUUCAGCAUGAACUCGGCAACAAGGGCCAGGCACUUUUCAACACGACUCUGUCCAUCCAGAACCAUACCGUCGCUGGCGGUACCCAGGAAAAGGGUCUAUCUUUUGACCUCCAGCAUGCUCACGAUCCUAGUGAGUACGCUAUAACUGUCAACGUGGAUAUUUCUCGUGGCAGUGAAGGCAUUAUGUUGCGAUACUGGAGUGAUGUGGUCUCGGAUGACCAAGCCCAAAACCUAGUGGACACAAUCGCCAAGGUGUUCAACAGCUUCAUCGAGUCGCCGGAUUCCACAGUCACGGCGUUCCAGCUUGGCAGCAAGCCCGCGGAAGAGCCUCAGCUGACAAUCAAUACCGACAUCGUGAAGAAUGAUUUGGACGGCAUCAAUGGUGCCUCCAUCCAAAAGAUGAUCGAUGAUCGUGUUCAUGAGAUCAUCAGCCAAAUGUUAAGAGACGGAAAGCUAAUGGUUCCUCAUGCCCGAAGCAGUGGCUUAUCUGGAUAUGGUAAUACUGAGGAUGGCGUGGAUUCGCCGUACCCAUUGGAUGGAAAUUUGGGAGCAGACGAUUCGGGAGUUUGCUCAGCAACCUCGCGUUGCAGUGAAGAGGGUGUAUAUGCGGACGUGGAGAGGAAGCUUUGGAAUCUUUGGAGUACUGCACUGGGUAUUUCGCCCAAUGUUGUUAGACACCAGGACAGCUUCUUCAAGUUAGGAGGCGACAGCAUCACUGCCAUGAAGAUGGUCAGUGCUGCUCGGGAGGAGGGCUUGGUACUUACUGUUGCAGAUGUCUUCAACAACCCUGUUUUCGAAGACAUGCUUGCCACUGUCCGGGCGGCCAACAUGACGCAGCAGAUACUGAAUGUCGAGCUUCAGUCCGCCCAGAAGGAAGCGGAAGUGUUUCCGGAUAGCAAUCCGACAACACUUGCACCCACUCCCUCUUCUGAGAGCGUUUCCGUUCUGCGGCCUACCAAGGCAAUGGAUGAUGCUUCAUUGCAAAGCGGCAUUUGCCCCAAGAUCGGGGUUUUCAAGGGUGGCAUCGCGGAUGUCCUGCCGGUUACGGACUUCCAGGCCAUGUCCCUGACUGCAACCUUGUUCAAGUCAAGAUGGAUGCUGAACUACUUCUUCCUGGAAGGCAAUGGGCCGUUGGACCUGCGUCGCCUUCGCGAGAGUUGUUUAAAGGUUGUCGAUGCUUUCGACAUCCUUCGCACUGUCUUUGUUUGCUUCCACGAUCAGUUCUUCCAGGUUGUCUUGCGCAAGAUCCGUCCAAGUAUCUUUGUCUAUGAAACCGAGCGUGGCUUGGACGAGUUUACCAUGACUUUGCAGCAACGUGAUCGUGAACAUGGCCCACGGGAGGGCGAGCAAUACGUUCAGUUCUACGUGGUAAAGAAGAAGGGAAGUGACCAGCACCGUAUCAUGAUCCGCCUGUCCCACACUCAGUAUGAUGGGGUGUGUCUAUCGAAGAUCAUGUCAGCGAUCAAGCUUGGGUACGAGGGUAGUCCAUUGCCCCUAGUUACUCCAUACGCCAGCUACCUGCGGCAGCUUCCCGGUACAAUCGGUCCAGAGCAUUAUAGCCACUGGUCGAAGCUUCUCAAAGGCUCGCAUAUGACUCAGGUCGUCCGUCGCAAGGGAACAACCAUGUUCCAGAACGUCGGCUCCUUCACAGAGAUCCGCAAGACGAUCGAGAUCCCACCAACUGCCCUUGGAAACGUCACUGUUGCAACGGUCAUGCAGGCUGCUUGGGCGCUUACACUGGCCAAACUGUCUGCACAGUCUGACGUUGUCUUCGGCCUUACUAUCAGUGGUCGCAAUGCCACGGUUCCGGGUAUUGAAAGCACCGUUGGGCCUUGCGUCAAUGUGAUCCCCGUUCGUGUUAACUUUGCUGAGAAGUGGACCGGUCUUGACCUCUUCCGUUACCUUCAAGAUCAGCAGGUUUCCAAUAUGCCUUAUGAAUCCCUUGGCUUCCGCGAAAUCAUCAAGCACUGCAGUGACUGGCCAUCAUGGACCUACUUCACUACGUCGGUCUUUCAUCAAAACGUUAGCUACGAGGGCACCCUUGAACUUGACAACAACAAGUACCAGAUGGGUGGCGCCGGCGUGAAUGACAACUUCACUGACCUGACAAUGGUUUCGCGCCCCGAAGGCGAACGCAACUUGAGCAUCACUCUUGGGUACUCUGAGAAGGGCCCUAUUCUUCCAGACUUUGCUGAGAAGGUCCUUGAUAUGGUCUGCGAGACGGCUCAGUCUCUGAUCGCCAACCCUUCCACCGCCCUGCCAUCCCCAAGCAUGCUCUGCUCUCUGCCCUCUCAAGCCGUUGAGGAUUUGCCCCGCACUUUCGACGAGCAUUUCCUCAGCACUCACCUCAAGUCGCGCUCUAUCGCAGAGCUUCUUGUGCACUCCGACAUUCUCUCCCGAUCCUGGCACCAGGUACUUCCCAGCCCGGCCAACGAAGAUGCUGAAGACACUGAUGAAAACCCCACUCAACAAAAACCAUUCCAACUGGAUUCGUCUUUCUUUGAUCUGGGUGGCGACAUCUUCAGCAUGGCUCAGUUGACCUGGAUCCUGGAACAAGAAGGUCUCAAGGUUCGUCUUGAAGACUUGAUUGAGCAUCCUUCUUUCUUGGGCCAAAUGGCUGUCUUGGCGCUGCACAAUGCCAACCAUCAGGAGCACUUCCCUGCCGAUUUCGCUUCCGGUGCUAUGUCCUCCCGACCCAGUUGCUAUCACCCGUGUUGA
Molecule: messenger RNA, 17946 nt
Organism: Penicillium chermesinum
Lineage: Eukaryota; Fungi; Ascomycota; Eurotiomycetes; Eurotiales; Aspergillaceae
Gene: nrps1
Exons: 10
Coding region: 1-17946 (5981 amino acids)
Molecular function (GO): catalytic activity; phosphopantetheine binding
Source: RefSeq, a predicted model, not a curated record